AUGAAUUCAUUAGAUGAUCCAGCGGUAAAUAAUAAAUACUUGAAGUGUAAAAUAAGAGUUAAAAAGUGGGAAAGUGAUUUUAUGGAAAAAUAUGGACGGAAACCAACCAAGAAUGACAUAAAGAGUGCCGACAAAACAAUUCGAGACUCUUACAAAAAUUAUUGGAAGCUCAAGACUAAAGUGCUGGAAGAAACCUUGCUGGACAUAACAUUUUCUGAUGAAAUAGAAUCAAAUGUCUCAUUAAAUACGUCUUCUUUGGAUUUUCUGUCCCAAGAUAUAAAAGCUCCUGAAAAAUCUGUGCUCGAUAAAUCAACAGGAUCUCAGUCUGUGGUAAAUACUGAAAACAUUGCUCCAGAUGUCCCCAAGGCAGAGCCCUCAGUUCCCGUGGAUACUCUCAACGUGGACGGUGCUUGGGGUGAUCAUCUCAACAAAGAUUACGAAGCACCGAAGAAAAAAAAAAUUCUAAUAGGUAAAUCUUCAUCCUUCCAACUUUCUCAAAAGAAAUUCACUUCCAGCAGCUUCUUAAAGCGCAACCCCAGGAAGUCACUAUCUAUGAAUAAAUCCAAGAGUAAGUUUAAUCUCAAUAAAUCUGCCUCUGAAGCAGACAACUCAAAUAAUACGAGUCUAACUGCUGCAACUAUUGAAGAUUCAUCAGAUCUGUUACUUGCUGAUCCUAUAAAAAUAGUUACGCAGAAAAUAAAAGUGACAAAUCAGCCUAUUAAUAUUAUUCAGCAAGUACUUAGCGGUAAGUCUGUGACUGUAGACAGAAAAUUGGACAGUGGGUGGCUGGCCAGAUGCUCUAAAGAUGAUAAUGAAGCUGUUGAAGAGCCCAAAUCAGAAUCCAAACGUUUGUCUGGUAUCAGUGACUCGGGAAUUGAGUCUUUGGACAAUAAUUAUCAAGAAACUCAGGAUACUUGUUUAAAAGAAUCACCUUCGCAAGUAGCUGAAGUUUCUGAUGAUGAUUUUGUGUGUGUCAGCGACUCUGAAGAAGAGAGUCGCAAUAAAAGGAUCCGUAAUUGGAGACGGACUGCUUCGGAUUUGUCGAAUGUUUGUAAAAGGCCACGUACAGAUUUUUCUUAUCGUACUUUCAGUUUUGCCUCUCCGUUAAAUAAGCAGAGUUUUGUGAGUCCAGCUAUAGAGAAGGAAAUUAAAAGAUUGGAAGCCGAAAAAGUUGUUACAGAAAAACAUGUACCGCUUGUUAAAGAAAACUUUUUGGUAGAAAAGGAAGAGAAGGGGGUUGAGCAGACUAUUAAUAGUGAAGAAAAGGGUAAAAAGAAGCGAGGAAGGAAACCUGCUGUUAAAAAAAAGUCUAGUGAAACGAAAAAACCUCGGAGGACUACCAGGAGAAAAGUCAAAUACUCUGAAGAUAGUUCUGAAGAGACUUUUGAAGAUAAGGAGUUAUCGAACGAGAAAGAAACUCCGGAGAUUUUUAUUUACGGUGUGGAAGCUCUGGAUGUGGUUCCGCGGUUCGCUGUGCCGCAGGACACGAAUGGCGAUCUUGUAACAGAGUUCUGCGAGUCUAUCGAAGCGGAAAAAACAGCGGUGACUAAAGCGAAACCAAAGGCUGCGAUGUCAGCAAAAGAAAAACUAGAAGCUAAAAUAGCCUCUGGUAACGUAAAUGACAACUUUGUAAGGAUUAAUUUGAAGAAGAAAAUUUUUGUUCGUGGGAAGAAAUCUUUCAACUUUUCCAGGUAUAAAAAGAAUCAGUGGAAACACAAGAAGAAAGAACUAGCAUCCGGAGAAGGUUCACUGGACUUGGCUGACCUGGCUGAGAAAAACACGUGCUUUAAAUGUAGAGGAAGCAAUCAUGUCUCUAGAAACUGCCCUGCAAUGAAGAGCGAUGAGUUGAUACCCCUUGGAGAUACUGAUGUCUCCGAAUUUCCGACUCUGGAAGAAGCCAAGCAUAUGGCGAGUCAAGAAGCCGUUAAGGCUCAUGCUCAUCGGAUGCAUCACCUUCCAAAGACGUUGUCAAUGUCCACUGAGGAAAAACAACCUGAAGAAGAAUUGGAAAACUGUCCCUAUGAUUUUGAUGAUGAUUUUGAAGAAGAAAUUCCCGAAGAUCAACCAUUUGUCGGGCACAAAAUUCCUCAGGAACUUAUAGACAAAUUACUACCCCCAGAAAAUGGAGUUAUUGAUCCCGUUUUCCCAACCAGCAGCGACGGGUUGGUGAUACCGACACCUGCUGAAGUGCUGCAAACUCUGAACAAAUUUGGCCACAAGAGCUUCCGACCUGGACAAGAAAAAGCCGUGAUGAGAAUCCUUUCUGGACAGUCAACUUUGGUAACUCUAUCUACUGGAUCCGGUAAAUCAUUGUGUUAUCAGCUGCCAGCAUAUUUGUACGCCAAGAGGUCACACUGCAUUACCCUGGUGAUUUCUCCAUUGGUAUCUCUGAUGGACGACCAAGUAACCGGAGUCCCGGGGUUCAUUUCCGCGGCAGCAUUGCACACAGGUCAAACUCCAAAGACCCGUGAGAAAGUUAUCGAAGCUGUAAAAGAAGGGCGGCUUGAUAUUCUUCUGGUGUCUCCAGAAGCGAUAGUAGCUGGUGAGAAAUCAACAGGCUUUGGAUCACUGCUGCGACAGCUUCCACCGAUCGCUUUUGCUUGCAUAGACGAGGCCCAUUGUAUUUCCCAGUGGUCCCACAACUUCCGUCCGUCUUAUCUGAUGGUCUGUCGAGUGCUUAUGGAGAAAAUGGGAGUGAGAACAAUUCUAGGACUAACAGCAACUGCGACGCGAGCUACAGCCGAAAGUAUCGUCAAUCAUCUGAAGAUCCACGAUGGCAUGGCCGGAGUAAUAAGUGACGUCCCGCUUCCUAACAAUUUAACUCUGACUGUUUCUAAAGAUGACCAGCGUGAUCGCGCAUUGGUGGACCUUCUCCGAAGCCCGAGAUUCAAAGAUUGCAACUCGAUAAUCGUCUACUGCAUCAAGCGAGAAGAGUGCACAAGAAUCGCUGGACUUUUGAGAGUGUCUCUCCAAGAUCUGGAGACCGGCAAGCCGAAACCUAAAGCCAAAGUGUCGACUAUCGCGGAAGCUUAUCAUGCAGGAUUGGCAGCCAGUCGUCGUAAGGUCAUUCAGAAGCAUUUCAUGUCCGGCGAUACGCGAAUCGUCGUCGCGACUGUGGCCUUUGGUAUGGGAAUAAACAAGUUGGACAUCAGGUCGGUUAUUCACUACAACAUGCCGCAGAGUUUUGAGGGAUACGUUCAAGAAGUUGGACGAGCUGGUCGUGAUAAUUUGCCAGCUCACUGUCAUCUUUUUAUUAAUCCUCAGGAAAACAGUGACAAGUGGGAGCUGAGAAGACACAUAUAUGCCAACGGAGUAGACCGUCAUACAAUAAGGAAGCUUUUGCAGAAGAUUUUUGUCCCUUGCUCGUGUGCCACCAGUGGAAAACGUUGUCCUGGGCAUGAAGUCGCGAUUCCGAUUGAUGAAACAGUUCGCUCGCUUGAUGUAACUGAAGAAAUGAUUUCAACGCUGCUCUGCUACCUGGAGCUACACCCAAAGAAAUUUGUCACUGUGUUGUCUUCUGUUUAUGUCAAUGCUAAAGUUACGAGCUACAAUGGAGCGCCAGCAUUGAAAGCUGCUGCGCAGUCAUCGCCUCCACUGGCCAUGGCGAUUGCGCUAGACCGCAAAAAGGGUGUCACGCAUGACAAUGAUACAAUUAUUGAAUUCCCAGUGGUUGAUGUAGCAGCAGCAAUUGGUUGGGACUCCGGAGUGGUUAAAAGUCACCUAAAAAAUCUAGAAUGGACGACUGUUAAUGGCAAAUCAAAACGAUCAUCUAUUUCUGUAAGGUAUGACACUCUGGGACUGAGAGUCCGCGCACCAGGUGACCUGACUGAUGCUGAGCUAGACGAAGCUCUUGACGCUCUGGCUUCUAGGACUCAAAACCAAGAAACUUCUUCCCUGGAGCAGCUGGAGAUAAUUCACACUGUUAUGAACAAGUACAGCUGCCAAAGGGUCAAAGAUUGUGAGGAGUUGAAUGAUGAGAAUAUUUAUAAGUCUGAUCAGUUGAAGAAUGUCAUUCGUCAGUACUUCCAGUCACCGAGUCCGCUUUCUAUUGUAGAGAUUGGUGCCAAGAAGAACAAUUCAGCUAAUGAAGCUCAGCUUGUCAAUGACAUCAGGUCGCUGAUCGCUAGUUACAGAGAUAAUAAUUUUACAGGUCGUGCUGUCGCACGAAUCUUUCACGGAAUCCAGAGUCCUAAUUACUCCGCGCUUACUUGGUGUCGUUGUCGAUAUUGGCGAGCGUAUCUUGCUGUUGAUUUUAAUUAUAUAGCACAGAUUGCAACUAGAGAAAUUUUAGCCAUGCGAUAA
This is a messenger RNA of Cotesia congregata, 4302 nucleotides long. The record is from the annotation of a GenBank genome assembly. Lineage: Eukaryota; Metazoa; Arthropoda; Insecta; Hymenoptera; Braconidae.